AUGUCGGGCUCAACACCAGUCAAGAUAGUCUAUGGCUCCGAACCCCUGGCAAAUGGGCCCCCUUUCGACAACCAUGCCUAUCUGGCCGAAGUAUACGAAAUUCUCCAAAAGCAUGAGGUCACCGAAAUCGAUAGUUCCCAAAUCUACGGAGAAAGUGAAGCAAUGUUAGGUGCCACCAAAGCUGGAGAGACUUUCACUCUGGACACCAAAUGGCUGGGUGGCGGUCAGCCCGGGUGGGCCACGAAAGAGAACAUCGUGAAUUCAGCAAAGGAGAGUCUCAAGAAACUGGGCGUGGAGCAAGUCGACAUCUUCUACAUCCACCUUCCAGAUCCUCAGACGCCCAUCGCCGACACGCUUGCUGGUGUGCAAGAGGUGUAUCAACUCGGCCUGUUCAAGCGAUUCGGCCUUUGCAACUACGUGCCGGACGAUGUACGACAGAUCUACAAUCACUGCAAGGAGAUGGACUACGUGCUCCCCACGGUGUACCAGGGGAUCUACUCGGCGGUGGCCCGCCGCUCGGAGACUGCUCUCUUCCCCACCCUCAAGGAACUGGGCAUCUUGUUCUACGCCUACAGUCCGCUGGCGGGCGGAUUUCUGGCCAAGACACCCGAGGAAGUCGCCAGGGGAGCCGGUCGCUUCAACGACGCAGCGUAUGGUGGCAUGUACAAGCAGUGGUUUGUGAAGCCCGCGUACCUGGAAGCGCUGAAGGAGUGGGGGGCCAUCGCCAGCGAAGAGGGCUGUUCACGCGUCGAGCUGGGAUACCGCUGGGUGGUGUACCAUUCGCCCUUGGCGCAAACCGCGAGGAAUGGCAUGAUUGUGGGUGCGAGAAGCAAAGAGCAGCUGGAGCAGGCACUUGGCGGCAUCGCCAAGGGCAGGGUGUCCGACAAGGCGUGCGAGGCUAUCGAUGGCAUCUGGGAGAAGGUCCAGAACGAUGCGCCGUAG
Molecule: messenger RNA, 942 nt
Organism: Cladophialophora immunda
Lineage: Eukaryota; Fungi; Ascomycota; Eurotiomycetes; Chaetothyriales; Herpotrichiellaceae
Exons: 1
Coding region: 1-942 (313 amino acids)
Cellular component (GO): cytoplasm
Source: RefSeq, a predicted model, not a curated record